Penicillium waksmanii is the source of this 606-nucleotide messenger RNA. RefSeq names its product sterol desaturase family protein. The transcript has a single exon. Gene Ontology annotation, biological process: ergosterol biosynthetic process. The record is from RefSeq and is a predicted model, not a curated record. Bases 1 to 606 code for a protein of 201 amino acids. Lineage: Eukaryota; Fungi; Ascomycota; Eurotiomycetes; Eurotiales; Aspergillaceae. Gene Ontology annotation, molecular function: iron ion binding; C-4 methylsterol oxidase activity.
AUGUAUGAAAACCUGAUUCCACAGGCUACGGCUUUCUGGUCACACAUCGUGUCGACCUACUCCCCACAGCGAAUUGAAUUCGUCGGAACGCUGCUGAUCCAAGUUGUUUCGUUCUGGCUUCCAUCGCUAUUCUAUCUAUCCUUGGACACGCUUGCGCCGGCAUUUUCCCAGAAACAUAAGAUCCAGCCCGCGCCUAAACAGCCGACUCGUCGUGACAUACUGCAUUGCUUCUGGGUUGUUACGCAGAAUCAAAUUCUCUCCAGUGUGCUGCAUAUCUCGCUCAUAAAUAUCACCUCUCAUUUCGGAUCACAGCCAUCUUACCGGGUCGAAGCAUCCCUGCCACCCGCCCUCGAAUUUGCUCGGGAUUUCAUACUGAGUCUUCUUAUGCGCGAAGCACUUUUUUAUUACGGCCAUCGCCUGCUGCAUGUUCCAUAUCUCUACAAGUUGAUCCACAAAAAGCAUCAUCGCUUUACGGCACCCAUCGCCUUGGCAGCCCAAUAUGCCCAUCCGAUUGAACAGAUCUUCGCGAACGCAUUGCCCAUCUCUCUGCCCCCGCAGAUCUUGCAUAGCCACGUAUGUACAGUCCUGAAGUGCACUCCACUCUAG